Effrenium voratum is the source of this 2050-nucleotide messenger RNA. The record is from the annotation of a GenBank genome assembly. Lineage: Eukaryota; Dinophyceae; Suessiales; Symbiodiniaceae.
GGCUCCAGCUUUUGCGCCUCAUCGUCUAGAUGGGAAGCAAGAGCGGUGGAAAGACCAAAGGACAAGCAAGUGGAAAGUCGGGCAAAGGCAAAGGCGGCAAAGGCGGCAAAGGCAAGGCUGCGCCUUCGCUUGGCAAGUCAAGCGGGUGGCAGGGAAGCAGCUGGUCUGGCAGCCAGUGGACUGGAGGCCAGUCAAGCGGCCAAUGGACCAGCAGCUCCUGGGGCGGUCAGUGGGGCGGCAAGGGCGGCAAGUCUCAGAACGGAGGUUCGAGCCAAGAGGCCCAGCGCUUCGUGAAGCAACUGCUGGACACCAGAGGAGAUCGCCUGGAGCGGGAGAUCCUGGGUGGCGGCACGCUCUGGCGCAGCUGCUGGGCGGACAGCUCCCAGGGCAAGAACCUGAUGAUGAUCCUCGGGAAGCUGCCGGCGUCUGCCAACGUGCCGCCCCCGCCGGCGGCUGCCUGUCAAGCGGCUGCGGAGCGCUUUUUGGAGCGCGAGAGAGGCUCGCCGGAGCAAGCCGUAGCCGCCGCAGAGGUGGCCAUCAACGUUGUGCAGCGCUUGCUGCUCUUCGAGUGGGAGGUGUCGGCAGAGGAGGCCAGAGAUGCGCUGGAGGGGAUCCUGGAGAAGGCGAAGGACUGCCUUCAACUGAAGCACAAGGACCACAAAGAUGCAUUGAAGAGGAUCAUGGAGCUCAUCGACGAGCUGGAGAAGCCCUGGAAGAUCAGGUGCAAGGCCGAGCCCGAGGACAUGCCGGAGGAGCCGGCUUCCUCGGUGCCGGGCACCGGCGCCGGCGGCACCUUUAGCCACCAGGGCUGGCGCAAGGCGUGCGUGGCCUGGCUGGCACGCACGGAGCUCUUCGCGUCCCCACUGCUGCCGAAGAUGCGGGGUGGCACCAAGGUCAAAGGUGUGGACCCCAGAGGCAUCUACGACUCCCCGGACCAAUACAUGGACACCAUCCAGCAGCUCAUGGUCGCCAUGACCUUCAGCGAGGGCAACGCCUGCAUCUCCCCCCGGUGCUGGCACAGGGAUGGCGGCAAGGAGUGCGGCGCCACUCUGUGGCCUGUCCCAGAAGGCCAGGGCUUGCACUGCCGGAGCCGGCAUUGCCACGGGGCGGUUGUCCUGGCCUGCGGCAACCGAAACCACCUCUCUGGGCUCUGCAAGAAGUGCGCCCGCGAGGCCACCAUGAACGCGGUGGGCCGGGCAGGCCACAAGGCCUCCACCCACAUCUACGAUGCCUGCUUGACGCACAUCGGCGCCGACGGCAGGCUCUAUUUCCAGGGAGUCCAGAGCCGGAACCCCCCGCAGAUGGCGAUCCACUGGCGCACCACCAAGCGGCUGCAGAGCCCGAACCUGGUGGCCCUGGUGAAGCUGUCUGAGCCAGGCGCUGGGCUUCGUUUGGAGGACGCCCUUUACUGGGGGGAGAUCACCUCGCACCCCCACGUGGGCGGCAAGCCCUCGGACGAGGCGAGAAGGCACGAAGCCGGGCAGCUGGCGGUGAACAUGGCGGGGGUGGUGGAGUUUGACAGCGAGCAGUUCACAGAAGGAGAUCAUUUGGCCAUCAUCGACUGCAUGACCUUUGUUCCAGAGUACAUCCCCGUGCUGAAAGCCCUGGAGAAGCAGCGGGACUCGACGCUUCCCUUCCAGGACGGCGCUUUGUUGAACCUGUGCGUUUGGAACCGGCCCAUCGGCAACACCAUGGCGGAAGAUCAGGACAUGUCAAACCUGCAGCAGUUGGUGGAUGAGAUGAUCGAUGAAAGCACUCUGCAGCCCAUCCGAGAGAUCCGGAGAGAUGAUCAGCUGGCAGACAGGCUCUCUCAGGAGCUGCUUCAGCUGCUGCGGGCGGUGACCUUGGACGAUGGCCAGCUGCGGAGCUUCAUCGAUGGCCUUCGGAACUCCCUCCACCUCACCCAAGGCCCUCCGGGAACGGGCAAGUCCUACCUGGGAGUGGUCAUGGUGCGCGCGCUGCUGAUCAUCCGAAAGCUUUGGCAGCAAGUGAAUGCCACCGUGGGCACGCCGCCCAUCCUGGUCCUUUCGUACAAGCCCUUUGGCGCAAG